GAUUAAAGACACACACGCGCGCGCGCGCACACACAGAUUAGCAACAAUCAAAAUCCACAGCCGCCAUGAAUCGCACCCCACAGGAGUGGAUCCGGUUGUCUUUGCGCACCCCGGGCAUCCUCAUCUUCGGGUUGGUUCUGGCGCCGUGCGGCUGGAUCCUGAACCUUACAGCCACCGUGGCCCCAAACUGGAGGACCCUCCACGAUAUUCCCGGAAUCCCGACGACUGACUUCAUCCAGCAAGGCAUCUGGGAGAUCUGCAGAGCCACCUCAACCAACCAGAGAUCGGAUUGCAGCCUGCAGGACACCAUAUAUUUCGGCAACCAGAUCAUCAAGACCGCCCAGGGUUUGAUGGUGGCUUCCCUUAUCGUGACUCUGAUCGGGCUGGCCGUGGCCAUCCCGGGGGUCCGCUGCUGGAGAGACAGGCCCAACUGGCUAGUGGCCGGCCUGGGGGGACUGUUGAUCUUCCUCUCGGGAGUCAUGACCAUCAUCCCCAUCGCUUGGUACACCCACAUCUUAGAAUCAAUCUCAUCAGUGUCCUCGACCACUUCCGUGAAAGUCGGCUACUGCAUCAUCCUGGGCUACAUCGGCGGGAUAUUUGAAAUCCUGGGCGGCUUCGUCAUGUUCAUCGGGAUCUGCCGUUGCUGCGGAGGAAAGAACCGCGGGGAGUCGCGCAUCGAGGAGGUCACGGGCGUCCGGUUCGGCAAUGUCAAGCAGCCGGCGAGACGAAUCGAAGUGCCGAGCCUGGACCGGCCCAGGAGCGUCGUCAGCAGCAGCGUCCCGUACUCGAAGGACUCCAUGGACGACGAUGUGUCCUUCCCCCGGGCCAAGAGCCCGGCCAUCCGGGCAGGCAACAACUCCUACGGCGGCAGACCCUACGACGCAGACCUCUGAGAAGAAGAAGCAUGGCACACCAUCUCGACACGACAAUGUGCACAAAGGGACUGAACAAUGGUAUUAUUAUUAUUAUUCAAAGACUUUAUAACAUCGCACAUCCAACCCACUUCAGUAAAACUGUGUUUACUAUUCUCGAGUAUUGUAGUCAUAACAGUGUGACCAUAUGACAUAUUGGAGGAAUAGGCUAAGUGGGACCAAGAUAUCAAUCACCGUACAUUUGAUGAAAUCCCUGUCAACUCAUUAUUAAGUGAGGCAGAAUUUCUUUAAACUUCCCUUGGAGUGUUGCAGUGUGUCAUCAUUAGGACAGAAUCAGCUGCUUGGAGGCAUAAGGGCUAAAUGAUGUGGGCUGCACUUCAAUAUGGCUACAGAUGAGAUUCAAUAGCCUAAAAGAGAAGCCUGAUUCUAAUAUAAGUGUGAUACAUGAUGGGUGUAUGAUUCAAACAGUGCAGCAAUGGGGAAGAUGGGAUGCAUGUUAUAUUUAAAUAUGCAAUCCCUUCAUCGUCUUUUACACUGCAAACGAUGCUGAAUUCCAUUUGUGACUUGACCUCAUCUGUAAAGAAGCUUUUGCAUUUUGUUCUGUGUACAUUGGCUAAUUAUUGUUCUUAAUUUUGAUGUAAUUUUUGUAUUUUUAUGCACUUUACAAUAAUGGCAAAUCUUGUAGGACAACAGGCCACCUUUUGAUAAUGAAGGAAUGCUAAGGUGAUCAAUCUUCUGUAAGUGUUGUUUAAUAAAUGUGCACCGUUUUCUAAUUCCAAA
Molecule: messenger RNA, 1652 nt
Organism: Pseudoliparis swirei
Lineage: Eukaryota; Metazoa; Chordata; Actinopteri; Perciformes; Liparidae
Gene: cldn23.1
Product: claudin 23.1
Exons: 1
Coding region: 66-893 (275 amino acids)
Biological process (GO): cell adhesion; bicellular tight junction assembly
Cellular component (GO): bicellular tight junction; plasma membrane
Molecular function (GO): structural molecule activity
Source: RefSeq, a predicted model, not a curated record